Molecule: messenger RNA, 432 nt
Organism: Necator americanus (New World hookworm)
Lineage: Eukaryota; Metazoa; Nematoda; Chromadorea; Rhabditida; Ancylostomatidae
Exons: 1
Coding region: 1-432 (143 amino acids)
Source: RefSeq, a predicted model, not a curated record
AUGAAUGACGGUGCACUCGUCAUUCGUGGGGAGAAGAUUCCGUCGCGAAAUGUAGGCGGUGUUGGUUUUGUUGUGCGCCCAUCUGUCGUCCAUCUCGUCGAUUCUCACGAGAUCCUGUCACCUCGUCUGGCCAUUCUUCGCCUCCGCCCUCUGCGCCAAAAAUCCAUCAGUAUCAUCAACUGCUAUUCACCAACACCAGCAGCUGAUGAUUCCGAAUUGGACGCGUUUUACGAGGAGCUGGAGGAAGUAGUCCACAACGAGAAGUCCUUUUACAAAUUCGUUAUCGGAGACUUCAACGCAAAACUAGGAAAGGCCACAGAAGAGGAAUACAGGAUUGGAAGAUUUGGACUAGGGACCGGAAUGAAAAUGGCAAUCGUCUCGCCGGGCUGUUGUCCGCCGCUCGCCUCUUUCAUGGGAACUCUCUUUUCAUGA